Messenger RNA from Microtus ochrogaster (prairie vole), 2134 nucleotides. RefSeq names its product transmembrane protein 106B (gene Tmem106b). Gene Ontology annotation, cellular component: lysosomal membrane. NCBI's taxonomy places the organism in Eukaryota, Metazoa, Chordata, Mammalia, Rodentia, Cricetidae. Gene Ontology annotation, biological process: lysosome localization; dendrite morphogenesis; lysosomal transport. The record is from RefSeq and is a predicted model, not a curated record.
UCCCGGCUCAGCCGCUGCGGUUGUUGUCCUGCCCCUCCCCCGCCCCGCUCGGUCACUCGCAGCCCGGCGCUCCGCCCCGCACCGGGAUCGGGGACGCCGUGACCCCGUCCUGCGCCGGAGCAUCCCGGGACCGCGCUGCGCUCCGCGUGCGGACCAUCUGAGUGAGAACCGUGUUGAGUUCACAAGACCGCGACAUAAACAUUGAGGCCAGGGAGGAGGCGAAGGGGAUCUUGCACUCCUUUUAAAACCUCAAACAUGGGAAAGUCUCUUUCUCAUUUGCCUUUGCAUUCAAAUAAAGAAGAUGGUUAUGAUGGGGUCACAUCGACAGACAAUCUGAGGAACGGAUUGGUUAGCAAUGAAGUGCAUAAUGAAGAUGGAAGAAACGGAGAUGUCUCUCAGUUUCCCUACGUGGAGUUUACCGGAAGAGAUAGUGUCACUUGUCCCACUUGCCAAGGAACAGGAAGAAUUCCUAGGGGGCAAGAAAACCAAUUGGUGGCAUUGAUCCCGUAUAGUGAUCAGCGAUUACGGCCAAGAAGAACAAAACUGUAUGUGAUGGCAUCUGUGUCUGUCUGCCUGCUGCUGUCUGGAUUGGCUGUGUUUUUCCUUUUCCCUCGAUCUAUUGAUGUGAAGUAUAUUGGCGUAAAAUCAGCUUAUGUCAGUUACGAUUUUCAAAAGCGAACCAUAUAUUUAAAUAUCACGAACACACUAAAUAUAACAAACAAUAACUAUUAUUCCGUUGAAGUUGAAAAUAUCACUGCUCAAGUUCAGUUUUCAAAAACAGUUAUUGGAAAGGCACGCUUAAACAACAUAACUAAUAUUGGCCCACUUGAUAUGAAGCAGAUUGAUUAUACGGUACCCACAGUUAUUGCUGAGGAAAUGAGUUACAUGUAUGAUUUCUGUACACUGGUCUCCAUCAAAGUACACAACAUAGUACUCAUGAUGCAAGUAACUGUAACAACGACGUACUUUGGACACUCUGAGCAAAUAUCUCAGGAGAGGUACCAGUAUGUGGACUGUGGAAGGAACACAACGUACCAGUUGGCCCAGUCUGAGUAUCUAAAUGUCCUUCAGCCACAACAGUAAAGCCUGAAGAGCAAGGACACACCCGAGGUUUGCUCAGAACUGUCUGUGAGGACGCACUGCCUAGAAGGAACUCUCGAAUUGAGCACGUCUAAAGUGUACCCUAGGACACUGAGGGCUCAGAUGACGGAAUCUGCUCCUUAGGCGGUUACUGGACUCUUGUUCUGUGUUGAUGAUUUGCUCAUACCAGGAGCCCUUAUUCGAUUGUAAGUUAACUGAUUGGCUCUCUUCUUAUAUUCGUUCCCAAGGUGAAAAAUGAGACUUCCUCUAAAUACAAUAAGUAAUUAUAUAAAAAUCAUAGACUUAAUCUAUAGCUCUAUUGAUAAUAUAGUUCACUCAUGAACAUAAUUUGAAAAAUAACUUCUGAAGAUUUUUAUAUGAAAUUACUGAAAGUCAUGGAGGACUUUUAAAAACUAACCUGUUUUAUAAAUUCCCAUUCUUACAUGAUGGUAGUCUUUUGACUCUAUGAUAACUUAACUAUUAGCUAAAUGUUUUUAGCCUUUAAUUUGUUGAAAUUCUACUCAUUUGCAUGUUUUUGUCUUAUUUUUAGCUAAUGGUUGCAUCAUAUUUACCAACCAUAACAGUAUGCAAAAUUCUGUUCUACACUUUGUAAGAACCUCUUAGUAUGUGCUUCAUGAAUUUUGUGUGAUCAUCAAACAUAUUCCUUUUGUGUACAAUAUUGUAAAUAAACUGCAUGGCUUUUAUACAGCUUUGAUAAAUGUCAAAUGAAGUGGUACUGAUUGAGAAGUAAAGCAAGUUGUUCACAAAAAAUAAAACAGGGCAAUGAAAUUCAGAAAUCUAUAAAGUAACAGUAGAUUCUGACAACUUGUUAGAUCUGGCAUAAAAUAGAUAUAUAACAAAACAGUUUGAUGCUUUACUUUUAUGUUGCUUUUCAUAUUAAAAAUUACAUAAAUAUUUUUCACAAUGAUUAGGUAUCAUCAAUUUUAUGAAUGCUUUAUGGAGGGAAAUUAUUUUUUACUAAAAAUUAUUCAAGAAAUCCUUUCAUUGAACAUUGAUGGCGGUAUCAAAAUAAAACCUGUAGUUUGCUUUUAAA